AUGUCCCUGGCGCGCUCAGCCAGUGGCCCAGGCGGUCUCACAAUCAACACUGGCGCUGCAAACUCCCUCGCGUCCUCAUCCCAACCUCAAUCUACUGGCGGGCUCUUUGGAUCCGCAACCACAAACACAAACUCCAACGCGGCGACCGCGACCGCCGCCGGCGCGAUGGCGACAACAGGCGGGCUCUUUGGCGCGGCGAGUGCGCAGCCAAAGACAAACUUGUUUGGAGCAUCGACGACGACACAGGCACCUGCGAGCGGUAGUCUCUUUGGUAGCGCUGCGCCAGCAAGCUCUGCGCAGCAGCAACCCCAGCAAUCGCUGACAACACCAGCAUCUGGCGGUGUCUUUGGUUCAGUGGCGUCGCAGUCAAAACCUACCAACAGUCUAUUCGGUGGAGGAGCCGCUGCACAACCUACGACAAGCACAACAAAUACGGGCCUGUUUGGUGGUGGUGCUGCUAUAACGACGCAGCAACCUGCUCAAACAGGCGGCGGAGUCUUUGGUAGUACGACGACACAGCAGCAGCCUGCUCAAACAGGCACUGGACUUUUUGGCAACGCACAGCAAGGAGGAACAGGCACAAAUACUUCUGUCUUUGGACAGUCACAAGCAAAGCCAUCCGGCGGACUUUUUGGCCAAAGUCAACAGCCAACGCAAACUGCCAAUCCAGUCCCCGCAGUCCAGAUCAAUUACGAUAACUUGCGCCCGCGAUCUCGAUUCGACGACCUGGCGCAGCCAAUCCAAGAUGAGGUGGCACUCAUAGACAAGGGAAUUCAGCGCGUCAUCAAAAUGAGGGACGAGAUUGGCGAGUUUAUGCCACAGCACGAAAAGGAUAUUCAGCAGCUCGGAAAUGACGUCAAGUACGUCGAGUCAAAGUUUCGCAUGGUCCAAGAGGCUCUCAACCGCGACAUUCAAACUGUCAAAAGCCUGCAAGACGUCACGAAGAAGAAUAUUGGCGACGCGCAGCUAUCCUUCAAAGCGGCAGAUAACUUGAAGCUUCCUAGCCAUUAUCACCAGACGGGUCUUUUCGCGGGUUCUGCUCCGUCGUCCGCCUCCAACGGCACCGAUGCAUCAUCUGCACAGUCCAAUGCACAGGACCUCAUCACCUAUUUCAAUCGAAUCUGCGACGAUGUGGAAAAGUACAAGAAGCGACUAGACGAAUAUCGCGGGGAAAUUGAGCGCGAUAUGCCUGGCGUCGAGAAUGGGCUAUACGAACAAAUUCGAAGCUUUAGAGACCGCAAUGCCGCCAUGAACGGCAAUGGCGGUGGCGUUCAGGAUCAGCUUAACCAGGUGCUCUCUGCGCUACGAGAAACUGGCAACGCGAUUGUCGCCCAAGCCGGUCAGAUUGCGGAUACGCGAGAGCGUCUAUCCCGCCUCCAAGCUGGAUUCACUGAUAGCGGACUUUAUGGGACAAACUAA
Beauveria bassiana ARSEF 2860 is the source of this 1419-nucleotide messenger RNA. RefSeq names its product nucleoporin NUP49/NSP49. The transcript has 3 exons. Gene Ontology annotation, molecular function: structural constituent of nuclear pore. Gene Ontology annotation, biological process: nucleocytoplasmic transport. Lineage: Eukaryota; Fungi; Ascomycota; Sordariomycetes; Hypocreales; Cordycipitaceae. The coding region runs from base 1 to 1419 and encodes 472 amino acids. Gene Ontology annotation, cellular component: nuclear pore. The record is from RefSeq and is a predicted model, not a curated record.